Molecule: messenger RNA, 3036 nt
Organism: Sparassis crispa
Lineage: Eukaryota; Fungi; Basidiomycota; Agaricomycetes; Polyporales; Sparassidaceae
Product: 26S proteasome regulatory subunit rpn2
Exons: 11
Coding region: 1-3036 (1011 amino acids)
Biological process (GO): proteasome-mediated ubiquitin-dependent protein catabolic process; regulation of protein catabolic process
Cellular component (GO): proteasome regulatory particle, base subcomplex; proteasome complex; nucleus
Molecular function (GO): enzyme regulator activity
Source: RefSeq, a predicted model, not a curated record
AUGGUACCCCGUACUCAGUCCUCCGCAGCGGGUGUGCUCGCCCUUCUCUCAGAGCCAGAACCUCUGCUUAAACAACAUGCACUGAACACCCUUAAUACUCUGGUUCCCAGGUUCUGGGCAGAAAUUUCAGAACAUAUUGCCCUUAUAGAGUCACUCUAUGAGAGCGAUGAGCUUCCCCAGGCAGCCCAUGACUCCGCUGCAUUGCUCGCCAGCAAAGUUUACUAUUUCCUUGGCGAGUACGACGAAGCACUGUCCUUUGCCCUCGGUGCUGGGACCGCGUUUGAGGCCGAGAGCCGCACACUAGGCGCUGAGGAAUACGUGGAAACUGUCAUCUCCAAGGCUAUUGACAAAUAUAUCAAAGCGCGGUCUCACGAGCAGUCGGAGAAAGAGGGAAAAAUUGACUCCAAACUACAAACUAUUAUUGAAGGCAUCUUUCGGCGAUGUAUUCAGGAUGGGGAUUACAAGCAGGCAAUAGGUAUCGCGUUGGAAUCGCGCCGUCUUGAUAUCAUUACCCAGAUAUACGAAAGGACUCACGACGCUAGUUUGCUCUCGUAUGCUAUGGAAGCUGUACUUGAUACCGCGUUUCCGCUUGCGUACCGCAACCAAGUCCUCAGGUUCCUUCUGCCGCUGUUCCCUCCACCAACGAGUGCGACGAAAUCUCCCCACGUGUACUCACUAACUCGUUUACUGGUCUCGCUUAGUUCGCCUGAACUGACCGUUCCGCUCUUGACAUCCCUCGUUCCAAGCGAAAACCUCCUCGCAUACCAGUUUGCAUUUGAUCUCGUCGAAGGCGGAUCCCAGGAUUUUUUGGAGACUAUUCGUAAGGAGCUGCCUGAAGGUCAAGCGGACACGAAGCCAAUUUACGACAAAUUGCGGCGAAUUCUUCUCGGCCAAGAGUCUAUCAAGUUGUACUUGGAAUUCCUGAAGCGCAACAACAAGGUUGAUAUGCUGAUUUUGAAGAACACCAAGGACGCGUUGGAACCACGGUCUUCAAUAUACCAUACAGCUCUCACUUUGCAGAACGCAUUCAUGCACUCUGGAACUACCUCCGAUACUUUCCUCAGGGACAAUCUCGAGUGGCUUGGCUUGGCUUCGAAUUGGUCCAAGUUCUCGGCUACAGCAGCUCUUGGUGUGAUUCACAAAGGUCAUUUUGAGGAGAGCAUGAACAUCCUCGGUCCAUACUUACCCCAGCCUGCCGGCGAAGACAGUGGUAUUCCUGGCUCACAGUAUUCAGAAGGCGGCGCGCUAUAUGCUCUGGGUCUUGUUAACGCUGGCUGUGGAAGCGGUAGGCACGUAGAAGCAUAUCUGCGGGAUACAUUGAAGGCGGCACAGAAGGAGGUUGUGCAACAUGGAGCAUGUCUCGGUCUUGGUGUCGCGGGAAUGGGCGGCAAGAAUGCUGAGACAUACGACGAGUUGAAGCAGAUUCUGUUCACCGAUUCUGCUGUUGCGGGCGAGGCUGCGGGCUAUGCAAUGGGUCUUACUAUGCUCGGAACGGCAGAUGCUACCAGCGCAGACGAGAUGCUGAUGUAUGCACGGGAAACUCAGCAUGAAAAGAUCAUUCGCGGCGUUGCUAUCGGGCUUGCGUUUAUCUACUACGGGAGGCAAGAGGAGGCCGACGAGAUGAUCAAAACCCUCAUUGAAGAAAAGGAUCCCAUUCUCCGUUAUGGUGGUGUGUACACGCUGGCCCUGGCAUAUGCUGGGACUUCGAACAACGAUGCCAUCCGCAAAUUAUUGCACGUCGCGGUUUCAGAUACGUCGGACGAUGUGAGGAGGGCUGCAGUCACAUCUCUGGCAUUCCUGCUGUUCAAGAACCCGUAUCAAGUACCUCGGAUUGUACAGCUCCUCAGCGAGAGCUAUAAUCCUCAUGUUAGAUGUGGUGCGACUCUGGCACUUGGUAUCGCUUGUGCUGGCACCGGCUUGCAGGAUGCCGUCGAAAUCUUGGAGCCGAUGACCAGAGAUAGUGUAGACUUUGUCCGCCAAGGGGCGUUCGUUGCACUCGGCAUGGUCCUCGUCGAGCAGUCGGAAGCAUCGUCACCCUCACUUGCGUCUACGCGCGCGUUGUACUUGAAGAUUGUUUCGGACAAGCACGAGGAUCCGAUGGCUCGGUUCGGUGCAGCCUUGGGACAGGGUUUGAUCGAUGCGGGUGGUCGGAACGUGACGAUCAGUUUGCAGAGUCGCGCUGGAAGCCGCAACACCAAUGCUAUCGUUGGUAUGGUGUUGUUCUGCCAGUUCUGGUACUGGUACCCGUUAGCACACUGUGCUUGUUUGGCGUUCGAUCCCACUGGCAUUAUUGGUCUAGACGGUGAUUUGCAGGCGCCCAACUUUGAGUUCGUCUCCAACGUUAAGCCCAGCCUCUUCGCUUAUCCAGCGCCCACAAAGCCGCCAAAGAAGGAGGCUGUGACAAAGGUAGCCGCCGCCGUCCUAUCCACGACGGCGAAGGCGAAGGCCAGAGAAAAGAAGAAGGCAGCUGAAAGCGAUGCCAUGGAGACUGAUGAGAAGCAGGAGACAAAGAAGGACGUCGAUGUUGAGAUGAAGACAGAUGAGCCCUCAACAUCGAAGCAAGGUGAUGUGACGCCUGCGGAGGGAAAUUCGAUGGGCGUGUCAAAACGCAAGGAGCCGUCCUUCGAAAAAUUAACCAACUUCUCGCGAGUGGUACCUGCGCAGGUGGCCUACAUCAGCUUCCCGCCCGAUUGCCGGUAUCAGCCAGUGCGAGCGGUGUCGACAUGGACCUCGACCGGUGCCAAGGCCUCCAAGACUCCAAGUAAUGGCCCAAAGUCCUCCAUCCCUGGCCUGUCCUCAGACAAGCAUGCAGGCGGCGGCGGCAUCCUGAUCAUGAUCGACCAGCGUCCGGAGGAGGAGCCAGAUUACAUCGACUUUGAGACGCAGACGAUCCAUGCUGAUGCACAGGGUGUCCCUGCAGUACCUGAGGACCGACAUGCACUGGUGCCGGAAGGGCGUCACAUCUCGCUAGAUGAGAACGGCCCAGAGGCGGAUCCUCCCGAGUCGUUUGAGUACCCUUUUGACAAUGAUACAUAG